Messenger RNA from Porites lobata, 4598 nucleotides. The record is from the annotation of a GenBank genome assembly. NCBI's taxonomy places the organism in Eukaryota, Metazoa, Cnidaria, Anthozoa, Scleractinia, Poritidae.
UGUCUUUACAAGAUGGCGGUGAAAAUUACACAGUGUUUAAAUAUCAGCUAUAUUGCCAUGUAUUCUUUAUUCCUCACCUUUUUUGCAUGGAUUUAAUUAAGAAUACGUAAAAAAGAUUGAGGACAUUGGCAAAAAAAUUUUUAACAGCAAUUUUGGCACCUGUCGACGUGGGCAACCUGAAUCAACACUUGCAUUUUUCUUGUGACAAAAGAGCAGUCCACAAAAGCAGUUUUAAUAAUUGAAACGGCGAUAUAAUCUUCGAUUCUCUUUGAUAAAGAAGAUGCACAAAGCUGUACUGACUUUGGGAUUAUUAAUUAACAUAUGUUCCUCGAUCUGUAUCGUUUUCCUAAACAAAUGGCUCUACGUUCAUCAUGGUUUUCCAAACAUGACUCUAACGUGUAUUCACUUCGUCACAACGUUCAUCGGUCUUCGUCUGUGUGUGAUGUUGGACGUCUUUAAACCCAAGAGACUAUCUGUGGUGAAAGUGGUGCCGUUAUCCUUAGCAUUUUGCGGUUUUGUUGUAUUUACUAACCUUAGUCUUCAAAACAACACAGUUGGGACAUACCAACUAGCCAAAGCUCUAACUACCCCUACUAUUGUGGCCAUUCACACUGUGUUUUACAACAAAAGCUACUCAACGCAAAUCAAGUUAACUGUGGUUAGUAGUGUUGACAUUAACUUCCCGCUUUGACUUGCAGUUAUGCUAAAAAGUAAACUGCAGAGAUUUAGUUUGAUAAUCAUUAAUAUUACAAGAAUACAUUGACAAAAAAAAUAUGCAAUAGACUCUUCAGUCAGGAAGAAAGUUGCUGCGCUGUAGUGAUGAAAGGGCAUGAUGUUCUUUGUUGACACUUGCCUAGAUCCCAUAGCCUUAACCCCAGUCUCCAUCAUCGCCGUUAUUAGGUUUGCCACACAUUUCCCCUCCUAUUAAUCCGGAUGGAUUGCAUGAUCAAUGAUACUAAUAAUAGCUGCGAAGGAGAAUACAUCCCUCCUUUAACGGUCAUGUUUUAUGGUGACAUAACCAAGACAAAGAGACCCACUUCCCUCAGACAAAAUAAAAGAAAUUUUGGCUUGUAGACUAUUAUAAUAGUGACAAAGAACAUUAAUGUAAGUUGUAUGUAACAAUUCAUGUCAUGAACAAUUCAAUAUUAGGAGCAGUGCCGGAUACAGACCUUGAAAUAAAGGGGGGGGGGGGGGGAGGUCCGGUCUCCAAAAAAUUCUUUUUGGCCUUUUAGGCCCCAGUUUGGUCUAAAAAUAAGGGGGCUCCCAGGCCCCUCCCCUGGAUCUGCCAGUGAGGAGAUAAGUGCACUUUUUAACCUAUCUUGCAUGUAUUUUACAGAUUCCAAUUAUAGUUGGUGUAUUUUUGAAUUCUUAUUACGAUGUUAAAUUCAACUGGGUUGGAACUGUCUAUGCAAGUCUGGGUGUCAUUGUAACCUCUGUCUAUCAAGUGGUAAGUAUUUUGUAAUGAUCUAUGACAGAAUACAUCUGUAUCAAGUAUUAACAACUUUAUGUUGCAUCAGUUUUGCAGCAAUUUGUAGUAGUCUCUUAGUUCUGGGUUGCUGACUUGUAAUAAUUAAUUUUCUAGUGGGUCGGAACAAAACAGAAAGAAUUCCAAGUCAAUUCUAUGCAGCUUCUCUAUUACCAGGUAUAAUAAUAUUAUUAUUGGCAUUACAAUAUUUUGUAUAUAUUAAGAAGUAAUUUAUAUAUAUUAUUGUUGUAGUACUGAGAGUCUGUUGAUUGUGAAUGCCAAGGUCGUGGUAAUUCUUUAAAGAGUUUAUGGUGAAUAAAAACCAAAAAAUAAAAAAAAUAAAAAAUAAAACAAUAGCAACAACAAAAAAACGAGUAUUAUGCAAACAAGAAACCAACACACAUUUCAAGCCAGAAAACCUAGCAGAGAAUCGUAUGCCUUGACAGAGGUACUAGUGGACUUUCCCUGUAUAGACCUUGUAAUAAUACAAAGGACUUCCCAGCGGAGUAUCAGCAGAUCAGGGUGAGGAUUCCUGAGAACUCAAUACAGUUGGAAAAUGUUGAAUUAUUAAAGAACAUAUGAAAACCAUGACCUUCAUUCCUAAACCAUUGCCUGUCUAUGUGCAAGAGGAAAAUUUUGAUGUAUAUCUACAUUAUCUGUAUUUGUCUUGAUGUAUAUCUACAUUAUCUGUAUUUGUCUUGACGUUCUUUCAGGCUCCUUUAUCAGCAGGCAUGCUAGCAAUAGCUGUUCUCAUCUUUGAACCUGUCACAGCAGAAAAUGGACUGCUGUCAUCUUGGUCCAUGUCUUCUGUGGUGAGUAAAACCAUUAUCGUACCAUUACGUAUGCCUCAUGAAAAAUAUACUGCAAAGAGAGUUAUAUGUAAUUUAUUUUCUGAUUUUACUUGGUUAAAGAGUUCUGACUAGCUAUGGCUCAUGUGUUAGGUAAACAGGGUGGUGUGGCCUUCCAUUACAUUUCACUGGUGACCAACCUAAAAAAUGCAUUCAUCCAAAAACAUUGCAAAAAGAACUAGAUGCAGAUGCCUAAACCUCAUUUUCAGCAUAUGUCUUCUGGACCUGCCAUCUUACUACUACUAUCUAAAGAAGACAAUGAUGACAGCAGAGGACUGCAAAUGGCAAUGCUGUUGGAGGAUUUAUAUUAGAGAUUUUAUCAUCAGAUAAAUGUUCCUCCAAUGGCAAAAUUAUUAAGCAAAACAGACAAAUUAAGAGAGCCAUUUAGCAAAAAGAUCUAAAAUAUUUUGGUUGGAAUUCUUUUUUAUAGUUAGUGGUGUUAGCCUCAGGCGUUGUGGCUUUUAGCGUCAAUCUGUCAAUCUACUGGAUCAUUGGUAACACCUCACCUGUAACGUAUCCUUUACUCCACCUAGGACAGUCUUAAUGUAGCUUUAAUAAUAACAUAGUAUAUAGUCCUGAUUUAAUUUAUUAUAAAACCCUUCUCAAUAAUUUGAACCAAAGCUGACUUCCUUUUCAAAAUUAGUGACCCCAAUGUUUUGAAACCUCCCAAAACCUUUUUUGGACAAAUUUCCUUUUCCCCAGAGUUACGGAGUGUGAGAAACACAAACUGAGCAUAAGAAAUUUGCUUCAAUCUAAUCUCGUUAUUUUAGAGAAAAGAGCCAAGGCCCUGAUGAAGGGUUAGUGUGAUUUUUCGAGAUGUGUCCACAAAAAUUAUGACCAAUGUUAAGUAAAUCCAGAGUAAGGAGAAUAUUUCUAUGUAAGGAAAGAUUGAAAUAACUAUGGAAGACUAUUUUAAUUUGCCAAGAUCUAUUAUGAUCUCAAGCAACACUACACCAUAGAUGGCUGCCCUGCCCCUACUAUGAUUACAGUGUGACAAAGUUAUUAUUACUGUUUAUGCAUUUGUCCUUAACUAGUGACCAAUAAAAUAUAUAAAGGUAUAACAUGGUUGGACAUUUAAAGUUCUGCAUCAUUCUCUUGGGAGGCUACUUUAUAUUUCACGACCCACUGGCCAUCAAUCAAAUGUUGGGUGUGGCCACCACGCUGUCUGGGAUUAUUGCUUAUACACAUUUUAAACUUGCUGAGCAGAAUGUUCUCAAACUACCCACUGUCAACAAGAUUUGAUGACAAGAUUAAGAGAAAAAUGAGGUGCUAAGGAACAUUAUAAAAUAAUAAAAUUAUUCUAUCUAAAUUUAGUCUGUUCACAGACCUUCUAUUUUCUUUUAAGAAACAUGUGGAGUGCCCAAAUGGAGAUAAAAACCAUGGAGAACUUACUGACCACUAAGUCAAGGAGGUCAGGCUCAGCAAGUGCUCUUAGGCGUGAGCAAAGCAAGUGCACUCAACAAAUUUGUCCAAAAAAAGGAAAAAAAAUAAAUCCAUGUACAAGCAGGCAUAUCUUAAGAAGGCUAAUGUAUAUUAUCAUGUUGCAUAAUAAUGUGAAAAACACUGCUUGUACAUUCUUCUUACAUUAAAGAGGCCUAUUAAAUGGAUGAUAAGUUAGUUAGCUUUGGAAAUAAUAAUAUUAUCAGUAUUUCAAUGAUUACUGGAAAUUAAGUUAUGUUUCACACAUGACCAUGAUGACUUCAAGAUAUUGUGAAUUCAUUAUGAAAAUACAUGUAUCCACACAAGGCUUACCAGAUAACUUACACAAGCAAGAACUGAAGUAACAUGUAAACUUAAAUUAUUGAAGUCAUCUAUUGGAGAUUUGGUAACAUUAUAACAAUUUAUUUCUCAGGGAGAGGUUUAUUGAAUGAAUUUUAAAACCUUUUUUUCAUGAAUUGAUUACUAAAUGAAAGAUUUAACUUAUAAUCUUUGGAAGAGAAAAAUUAUGCAUUGUAAGUUACGGCACUUAAUUUAUUAUGUCACUUUUUGUUACUUCUGCUUUUUUCAUGCCAGAGAUAUAAAAGCAUGAUAUAAAUAAUUAAUAUGAAUACAGGUCAAUAAUAUUAAACUUAAUUUAUUUACUGUAUAUCUAGUAAAUAAUAAUUGGUAAUUAAUUUCAACUACUACAACAUAGAUACUGACUGAACAUUAAUUUUUUGUCCAGUAUCUUUAGAAAGUGGCUUUUACUCGGUGUACGAAUAAUUAUAUGUAUUACACUGCUGCCCCAUUGCAACCUAACAGUAGGUUAUUAACACUAUAACAUUAAUAUGAGCAAUUAGACCUUU